AUGGGAGAAGCGCAAAUAUGGGUAAUCGCAAAUAUGGGAAAAACGCUAAUAUGGGAAAAACGCAGGUAUGGGAAAAACGCAAAUAUGGGUAAAACGCAAAUAUUUGAAAAACGCAAAUAUGGGAAAAGCGUAAAUAUGGGAGAAUCACAAAUAUGGGAAAAACGAAAAUUUGGGAGAAGAGAAACGCAAAUAUGGGAAAUACGCAAAUAUGGGAGAAGACGCAGAUAUCGGGAAAGACGCAAUUAUGGGGAAAGACGCAAUUAUGGGGAAAGACGCAAUUAUGGGGAAAGACGCAAUUAUGGGGAAAGACGCAAAUAUGGGGAAAGACGCAAAUAUGGGGAAAACGCAAAUAUGGGGAAAACGCAAAUAUGGGAAAAACGCAGACGCAAAUAUGUGAAAAGACCCAAUUAUGGGGAAAGACGCAAUUAUGGGGAAAGACGCAAUUAUGGGGAGAGACGCAAUUAUGGGGGAAAACGCAAAUAUGGGGAAAGACGCAAAUAUGGGGAAGACGCAAAUAUGGAAAAAACACAAAUAUCGGGAAAACGCAAAUAUGGGGAAAACGCAAAUAUGGGGAAACCGCAAAUAUGGGGAAAACGCAGAUAUGGGGAAAACGCAAAUAUUGGGAAAACCAAAUAUGGGGAAAACGCAAAUAUGGAGAAAACGCAAAUAUGGCGAAAACGCAAAUAUGGCAAAAACGCAAAUAUGGCAAAAACGCAAAUAUGGCAAAAACGCAAAUAUGGCAAAAACGAAAAUGUGGCAAAAACGAAAAUGUGGCAAAAACGAAAAUGUGGCAAAAUCGAAAAUAUGGCAAAAACGCAAUAUGCCACAAAUGCAAUAUGGCAAAAAUGCAAUAUGGCAAAAACGCAGUAUGGCAAAAACACAAAAAUGGCUAAAACGCAGAUAUCGGAAAAACGCGAAUUUGUGAAAAACGCAGAUAUGGGAAAAACGCAAAUAUGGGAGUAG
Molecule: messenger RNA, 963 nt
Organism: Schistocerca cancellata (South American locust)
Lineage: Eukaryota; Metazoa; Arthropoda; Insecta; Orthoptera; Acrididae
Product: translation initiation factor IF-2-like
Exons: 3
Coding region: 1-963 (320 amino acids)
Source: RefSeq, a predicted model, not a curated record